AUGUCAGACGUCAGCGAUAACGACGCAACCGACGUAUCCGACGACGGAGAGCUUCCAAGUGAUGCCGGGUCCGCUUCGCAAUCGCAUUCGGAACAGGACGUCGACUCAGAUCCAGGCUCAGACUCUGGCUCUGAUGAAAAUGAGGAUGAAGAAAGCCAUGGCGACGCUCGCGGCCUACUGGACCUCGAGGCCUCAGAGUCUGGCGAUGACGAGGACGAUGGUGAUGAUGAUGAAUCAGAUCGAAGCUCAGCAUACGGGAAACGCACAGAUGGCUUGCUGGAUGGUAGCGAAACCAUCAGCUUCUGGACAGAUUACGAGUUUCCACAGUUCGCACAGCUGCCUCCCGAGCUGCGCUGUCGAGUCUGGGAGCUUUUCAGUCCUAUGAUUUGCGCGGAAUCGCGGAUAGUAACAGUCGAGCUCAGAAUGAUCGGAGAUGUACUCCGGGUAGACCCAGAAUUCGUGUUCGUCCUGCAGUACGCAAGCGUGGCUACCCUGUUGCAAAUCAACCACGAGAGCCGCGAUAUCGUCCUCAAGGCCCUCCCUGACACCCUUGCCGUCUGCGAUGACGACUGCUCGCUCGUGCGCUUCAAUCGUAGCAAGGACGUUGUUGGUCUUGUAAACCUUGAUGGGUGGAAAGACUGGAUGGAGCCGGAUCCUCUGCGCCCAGAAAACGCUCAACACUAUCAGAUCCCUGGGUUUUCUGAGAAUGUCGAACACCUCUCUCUUCACGACGUUAAAUUGGACUCCCGGGGGGCCAUUACCCCCCCACCAAACAGUUUGGGCGACCCUGCACAUAUUUUCGGCUUGCUCAUGACCUUUCCCAACCUCAAAGCAGUCUACGAGCUCAAAUACAGCAACAAACUGCCCAUGCGCUCUAUGCACUGGUGUGGUCAAGAAGAUUCCACCAAUACCUACGAACUGCGCCACCUAGAGGAAAACGACUACGGCGUGGAAACCGAAACCAGAUUUACUUACGUAUGGCCCAAGAUAGACAAGUUCGAGUUUCCAGACUCCCGUGAGAAUUUGCCAGAGGUUGUUGAUCUCGGUGUUUGGGCCGAGGAAUUCUCAGAAGACAACCCGCCUGAGAUGCCGCCCAACUUCGAAGACAGUGACGGGAACGAUGAGUUCCCAUUGAUGGUCUCUGAAGUUCUUGCUGGCAUCGAGAUGUGGCCUAUGGUGCUGUUUAGGUGCGGGGCAGGACAAAGGCGGCUCCAGAGGUUGAAAGACACCAAGUUGGAAGAUCUGGACGAUGAUGAAGAAGUCGAGCUUGAUAGUGAUGCUGAAGACUGGGUCGACAUGGAUAAUGACAGAGAAGAUCAUGACGGAGAUGAUCUUGAGAGUGAAGAGGACGAUGGUGAGAUGGAUGACUUUAUCGAGUACGACGAUUUCGACCAAGAUGCUCGGUCUGACCCGCCCCAGGGCGGCGAGUGGGAUGCUGAAAAUCCAGGAGAUGGGGACGAAGAUGACUUGGACCUUGGGCACGAAGCAGGCGCUCCUUUAUUCAUUGGCUUCUCGCCCACCCAAGAUUCAUCUGGCGCAGAGACCGACAAUGCGGGCGACGACGAUGGCAAUGGUGGACUUUUGGAAUCCGACGAUGCAGAUGACGACGUCCGUCCCUCCAAAAAGCGGAAGGCGAGGCGAGUGGUUGACUCAGAUGACGAGGAGGACGAGGAUGAGGAUGAAGACGUUCGGCCAACCAAGAUUCAGCGCAGAUCUCGACGUAUAGUUGCCCCUGACAGCGAAGAUGAGGACGAAGACGAACAAACCGACAGCGGCAGCGAUGGUGCCCCGGUACGAGAUACCAAGUUACGAGGCAACCAUUCUGAUUCCUCUGCUACAGAAGACGACUCUGAUUCCGAGGAUGAAGGAGCGACCAUAGACCGUGGCAGAAAUCUCACCUUUGCUGAGCGGCUAAGCCUUCAUAGAACUGAAAAUCCGUUAGACUCGGAUGGAGCUUCAAAUUCGAACGGACCAGAGAGCUCCGACGAGGCCACAGACCACAUUGCAUCCGACGACGAUAGCGGAGAGGACGAUGAUGGUAACAGUAAUGGCAUGGUAGACCAUUACGCGGAGGAUAUGGGUGACGGCGAAGAGAAUGGCUCGGAUGAUGACGGCGGAUGGUAA
Molecule: messenger RNA, 2124 nt
Organism: Pyricularia pennisetigena
Lineage: Eukaryota; Fungi; Ascomycota; Sordariomycetes; Magnaporthales; Pyriculariaceae
Exons: 1
Coding region: 1-2124 (707 amino acids)
Source: RefSeq, a predicted model, not a curated record